Phaedon cochleariae (mustard beetle) is the source of this 1116-nucleotide messenger RNA. The record is from the annotation of a GenBank genome assembly. Lineage: Eukaryota; Metazoa; Arthropoda; Insecta; Coleoptera; Chrysomelidae.
AUGAAAAUGUUUUCUAACUCCAAAUCGACUCUCAACUUCCUGUCAGGUCUGUGCAGAUACUCUCAAAGAGUACCUCAGGCCCUUCGAAGCAAAAAACCAAAGUCAAUUAGAAACACAGUACAAAACUUUGUAGAUUUCAAACAGCUGAGAGCUUUAGGUGGUACUGGAGGAGAUGGCUGUAUUUCCUUUCUAUCCCUUUUCUGCAAUGAAUUUGCAGGACCAGAUGGUGGUGAUGGAGGCAAUGGAGGCCAUGUAAUAUUUCAAUCUUCACAUGACAUUAAAGAUUUGAAUCAUGUACCUACUCUGGUUAGAGCAUUAGAUGGAGAGAAGGGCUAUAAUAAAGAGUGUCAUGGCAAGAAUGCUGAACAUAAUGUUGUACCAGUACCUAUUGGAACCAUUAUAAAAAAUGCAGAUGGUAAAAUUGUUGGAGAUUUGUCCAAUGAAGGAUUGAUGUUUGUAGCAGCUAGAGGAGGUGCAGGAGGCAAAGGGAAUAGAUUUUUCAUCUCAGACACAGAGCAGGCACCAAAAGUUUGUGAAUUUGGGGCACCUGGAGAAGAUCUUGAGUAUACUAUUGAGAUUAAAAGUAUGGCUCAUGUUGGUUUAAUAGGGUUGCCAAAUGCUGGUAAAAGUACUUUACUGAGAGCAAUAUCAAGAGCUAGGCCCAAAGUAGCUCCAUAUCCUUUCACUACAUUGAAGCCUCACCUUGGUAUGGUUCAGUAUGAUGAUUAUGAACAAAUUGCAGUUGCUGAUUUACCUGGUUUGAUCCCAGACUCACACAAAAAUAAGGGCCUUGGCAUACAAUUCUUGAAACAUGCAGAACGUUGCAUGGCUCUGCUCUAUAUAAUUGAUAUGUCACUUCCAGAACCUUGGCUGCAUCUAAGCACACUCCAGUAUGAGCUGUCACAGUUCAGUGAGAGUUUGAAGCAUAGACCACAAAUAGUUAUAGGGAAUAAAGUGGAUUUGCCAGAGGCCAAAGGAAAAAUAGAACAGAUGAGGGAGCAUACACAUUUACCCAUUAUUGCAAUAAGUGCAAAGUUGGGUACAAAUGUAGCAGAGCUUCUUAGAGAAAUAAGGGUUAUAUAUGAUGAGAAUGAGGAGUUGAAUAAAGGAGUCUAG